Colossoma macropomum (tambaqui) is the source of this 2069-nucleotide messenger RNA. It is a transcript of the gene mpp4a, whose product is annotated as MAGUK p55 subfamily member 4. The record is from RefSeq and is a predicted model, not a curated record. NCBI's taxonomy places the organism in Eukaryota, Metazoa, Chordata, Actinopteri, Characiformes, Serrasalmidae. Gene Ontology annotation, molecular function: protein binding. Gene Ontology annotation, cellular component: plasma membrane; adherens junction. The transcript has 20 exons. Bases 1 to 1872 code for a protein of 623 amino acids.
AUGAGACAGUGUGUGGAGACAGAGCCGAUGACUCACCCUGGACUUCACGAACACAGUCUGACUAAGAUCCUAGAGGAUGUGGUGGAGGAGGUGAGGUUGUCUAUAGAUAAAGACAUAAAUGGAGCGGAUCUUCUCCACAGUCUGCUCAGUGCACCCUGGCUCAACUCUCUGCUCAGGGUGUAUGAGUGUCUGCUGGAGUACACAAGAACGUCCCCCAGUCCAUGUCUCCUCUAUGCUUCAGCACUUUCUCAGGAGAUUAUGAGAGAUAUGAGGUCGCUGACUGCCCCCUCCCCUGAGGCCCAGGAGCUCUACAUGCUGCUGAGAGCACGUCAUUUCCAGGCUCUGCUUUCAGCGCAUGAUUCUGUGGCUCAGAAGGACUACAGUCCAGUGCUGCCACCUCUCCCUGAUGAUCUGCCUGAGGACGAGGAGGCCAUGAGGAUCGUCUGCCUUGUGAAGAACAAGCAACCUCUGGGAGCAACUAUUAAAAAGGAUGAGAAAACAGGGGAGAUCUUUAUUGCGAGGGUGAUACAUGGAGGACUAGCAGAUCGCAGUGGUCUCCUUUAUCCUGGUGAUAAACUGGUGGAGGUGAAUGGGGAGCCAGUGGAGGGUCUGGAACCUGUGCAAGUCAUUCAGAUCCUGGUACAUUCUCAAGGAACUAUCCUGUUCAAGGUGAUCCCCAACUCACCACAGCCUCCCAUCAGCCAUGCAACUCUGUAUAUGAGAGCCAUGGUAGACUACAAUCCACUGCAGGACCCUUCCAUUCCAUGCCCAGAUGCAGGCAUGGCCUUUAGCAAAGGGGACCUGCUGGAGAUUGUUGACCAGAGAGAUGUCGAGUGGUGGCAGGCCAGGCUGCUGCCCAAUACUACAGCCUGUGCAGGCCUCGUACCAUCCAACAGCCAUUUCAAAAGCAAGAAGAGGGAGUUCUGGUGGUCUCAGUCUUACCAGGCCCACACCUGUAUAAAACCCUUGAGUGCAGCUGAUGUUGGAGAGGAAGAAGGAGCUAUUGAAGAGAAGUCUGCAGAUGCAGAUGAUGAAGCUUUUGAAACUGAGGAGGGUGAACACAGUGGACACAUGGAGGGCUUUUAUAUUGCUGGGUUCAGACACAGUCUGCGCUUGUGGAGGAGGAGGGCUCCCAGUAAGAGGAGGCAGUCCUGUCAUUUCUGCGGCCCUAACAGCUGCCACAGUGCCUCAACCAGUCCAUACGAGGAGGUGCUCAACUACCAGCGCAACAGGAGCGAGCCUCCACGCCUCAUUGUUCUCCUGGGUCCAUCAGGAGUAGGAGUAAAUGAAUUACGCAGGAGGCUGAUAAAAAUCAACCCCAACACCUUUCAGGGACCAAUACCCUACACUACACGGCCCCCUAGGAGUGGAGAGGUGAACGGACAAGAAUACCACUUUGUUACCAAAGAGCUGUUUGAAUACUUGAUGGUUAAUCACAAAUUUAUUGAAUAUGGGGAGCAUAAGAGUCAUCUGUACGGUACCUGCUUUGAUUCCAUCAAAGAUGUGCUGGACAGCGGAAAAACCUGCAUCAUCGACAUCGAACCUCACUGCAUCCAUGCAGUGAGAACCAAGAAGCUGAAGCCAUACAUCAUCUUUGUGAAGCCUCCAUCUCUUGAACGCAUGAAGUUAACAAGGAGGGAUGCCAAGUUUAUAGCUAGCAGCUACUUCAAGAGAACUUUCAGAGAUGAGGACUUUGAGAAGAUUGAAGAGGCCGCCAGGAUGAUGGAGGCUCAGUACAGUCAGUUUUUCGACUGUGUGAUUGUAAAUCACAGACUACAGGACGCAUGCAUGGAUCUUUUUGCAGCUAUCCAGCACGCUCAGGAGGAGCCACAGUGGAUACCAGCCAACUGGAUCAGCUUUGACGAAUCUUGAUACACAAACAAACUCAUCCACACACAAACACGCACAGCCUGCCACUAAGACCGAAGAAGGGAGAUUAAGAUCAGAUAGUUAGCAACAUUUUAAAUGCACUCAAUUACACAAAAAACAGAAGCUUAUUUCUUUUCAUCUGACAAAGAGAGACUUUUUGUGUUAUUGAUGACAUCAUUAACUCCCAACAGCCAGAUGAU